Messenger RNA from Dermatophagoides pteronyssinus (European house dust mite), 2278 nucleotides. RefSeq lists its product as uncharacterized. The record is from RefSeq and is a predicted model, not a curated record. NCBI's taxonomy places the organism in Eukaryota, Metazoa, Arthropoda, Arachnida, Sarcoptiformes, Pyroglyphidae. Gene Ontology annotation, cellular component: endoplasmic reticulum exit site. Gene Ontology annotation, biological process: COPII vesicle coat assembly; endoplasmic reticulum to Golgi vesicle-mediated transport. Gene Ontology annotation, molecular function: identical protein binding.
CGUCGACUCAUCACCGUAUCAUUUUAUGCCUGUUGUGUGUUUAUAUACGUUUUGUUUCUACGAAUUUCUAUUCCAUUAUUUAUUAAUUUCGAUUUUUGUUUUUUGAUGUAAGAAAAGGGAAAUUGAAAUCUACCUGGACACAAAGAUAAUUAGUAUCUGGAAGAAUUAAUUGGUUGAAUUGAAUUGAUCGAUUGUAGGUAUUUUCCACGAAACUUCGUUUGUUUUCAAUUAAUCAGUAGAUUUGGAUUAAGCCAUUCCAGCUGGGCUCCUGUUAUUUGCUCGUAAUCGAUAAAAGGAUUGACCGAUUAUAAUUGCGAAAAACAAAACAAAAUCACAGACUAAAAACAUCAUCGUUAUAACGCAAAAAUGGCAUCAAGUAAUUCAACGUCGUCAUUCACAGCUGUCAAUGACACUGAUUUUUCCCAAUUAGAUCUAAAUGGCAAAAUUAUCAUAAAAGCUCAAUAUGGGGAUGAUAUCCGACGUAUACCGAUCAUUGGCGAUGAGAUUACCUAUGAUGAACUAAUCUUGAUGAUGCAACGUUUGUUCAAGCUUCAACCGACCGAUGAAAUUCAUCUAAAAUAUCGUGAUGAUGACAAUGAUCUUAUCUCGAUUAUUGAUGAUAAUGAUCUUUCAUUUGCCAUCCAAUACAGCCGUAUAUUGAAAUUGAAAGUGUUCGUUAAUGAAAUGAUAACACCUGGUACUGGUCGUUCAUCAGCGAAUAACUUCAAAGAGAUUUGUCAUGAAUUGAUUGAAAUCCGUAAUCGAUGCAAUCAAUUGUUGGAAAAGAUGCAUUUGAGUGGAGAUAAAAAAUCUAACAAUGAUUUGAAUGAUUCCGCUUCAUUGGACACUAAUGAAGUUCAUACACAAACUGAUCGACAUGAAAAGCCACAACAGGAGCAACCAAAAAUCUAUGGUCAACCUCCAAAGGAAUUGGAUCCAUUGAACACUCCUGAUGCUUCCGGUGCUAGUACAAAAUCUGAACCGACUUCGCAACAGCAGCAUCAACAACAACAGCAAUCAUCAGCAGGGGCAAAAAAUGCUGCAAGCAAUGAACAAUCGGAUAAUUCUAACAAGCAAGGAUUCUCGCCAAUUGCCCAGCAACCUGUUUUGCAACAAGCUUAUCCAGCUCCUCCUGUUCGUCCGCCUGCGACUAAUCAAUAUCAACAACAACAACCCCCUUUUCAGAAUCAAUCCCAAUCGUCUGAGUUUUCAACUAGUAAUAAUCCACAACCUUAUUUUGAGACAUCUAGACAGCAAGGUCAAGUUCCACCUCCUCCAACUUCAUCUACUGGAUCAUCAUACAAUCCUGAUUCAAACGCGCCUUCUUAUCAUCGACAGCCGAUGAUGCCUGGAUCGAUUCCCACAUCUUAUGCUGGUCCACCACAAAUGUCUGGUCCACCACAAAUGUCCGGUCCGCCACCAAUGUCUGGUCCACCACAAAUGUCUGGUCCACCACAAAUGUCUGGUCCACCGCAAAUGUCUGGUCCACCGCAAAUGUCUGGUCCACCACAAAUGUCUGGUCCACCAUCAUCGUUUACUUCAUCAGGUUCUUCUCAGCCUCCUAGUGGACCUCCACCAUCUUUCAUGUCUUAUGGCGGACCACCGCCGCCAACUUCACAGCCACAUCACAUGAUGCGACCAGGACCAACAAUGACACCCGGUCAUCAUGGACCACCUAGUGGUCCAUUCAAUCAGCCACCACCUAUGUCAAAUGAUGCGUCUAACAAAAUGCCACCCUCAUCGACACCUAUGGGCAUGCAUGGUGGUCAUCCACCAAUGCCACAAUUGCAAUCACCUCCAGGAAAUCAACCACCACCGCAGAUGGGUGUUGAUCCAUCCAAACAGAUGCAACCACCACAAAUGGGUCCACCACAAUCGAAUCCAGGAAUGGGUGGUAUGGUACCACCACCUCCGAUGAUGCCGCCAUUCAAUCCACGUGGUCCUGGUGGUUUUAGUUACGGUGCAAAUCUUCGUACACGUUAUCCAACAUCUGGUUGAUCUUUAUAUACAGAAAAAUACAUCAAAUAAUAUUUGUUCCAAAUUGAUCGCUGGACAAAUUUUCAUUUUAUUUUCUCUUUUUCAGUUUUCUAUCUUAAAUUAUCAUUUUCAAUAUUUUUAUUUUCUUCAAAAUGCAUUCGGUCAAGCGGUCCAUUUAGAAUUGCACUAAAUAAUAUCAGAUUUAUAAUGAAAUGGAUAAUCAAAAUAUUUAAAGCGAAAUAUUUGUUUAAAAUUUUAACAAAAACACAUAUAUUAAAUGGCAAAAUUAUAUUAUUUUGAA